Mycena indigotica is the source of this 903-nucleotide messenger RNA. RefSeq lists its product as uncharacterized. The transcript is spliced from 2 exons. The record is from RefSeq and is a predicted model, not a curated record. NCBI's taxonomy places the organism in Eukaryota, Fungi, Basidiomycota, Agaricomycetes, Agaricales, Mycenaceae. The coding region runs from base 1 to 903 and encodes 300 amino acids.
AUGUCUGAAUCUCCUCCAGCGUCGCAGGUUUACCAAGUGGCCUUGAUCCCAUGCAUGGCCUUCCUUGCCGGUGUCAAUGCACUCUUCUUCGUUGUUGGCAAGGGCUUGCUCGCUGGCGGUUUCGCAUCCGAUGUUGGCGACCCGAAGAUGUUCUCUGGCGCUGCGGCAUUCGUGUUGGUCCCGGCGUACAGCAUCUGUCUGAUUGCUUGUGGCGUGGUGGUGGGAUACAAGGCUACAGUUCACGUUGCGAUGGAGUCGGAAAACAUGGUUGGCUUGAGGGACAAGUGUAUGCUUGUCGUCGCUGAGCCCGACGCCGGCGCUCUCACGCUUGCUGGGUUCGGGAACGAGAAGGGAGAGCUUGGUCAUACUCCAGUCAACCCACGGCAAUCCGUCGAACCCAGCGUGCCUGGCCUCCAGGGCGAGGAUGCCGCUGCGAGGGACACAUCCGCUCCUGACUCCAAAGUCAAUGGAGAGCCUGAGACCGCGAUGGACGACGACUCGACAACGGCGACCAUGGUCUUCGCGUGCAUCGACUGCCCGUUCAGCUUUCCAAAGCUCACAAUGCUGCACGAGCACCUCGAGGUCGCCCACUACCGGUUUCCUAUGGACGCUCCGUCUGGUUGUGCAGCAGAAAUGCGCGAGGAUCGCGAGAAGCAUUGGCGGAAGAUUCGGACGGGCCACAUGGAAUCGUACUACGGCGCUGGAGGGCCGCCUGUACCGUCCAGCAGCGCGCAGGCGGCACCAGGUGUGGCGGAGUUUUUCGCUCGCAUGGACGAGUGGUGUUCGCAGGAUUAUUACGGUGACCCCCCGUAUAACCUGGGCGGAUUUUACUGCCCGAGCAACUCGGACUCAGAUGAACUCGCACUUAGAAUGGGAUAUUCAAUCGGAAGUGGACUUAAGUAA